This is a messenger RNA of Labrus mixtus (cuckoo wrasse), 6822 nucleotides long. RefSeq names its product protein mono-ADP-ribosyltransferase PARP14-like. Gene Ontology annotation, biological process: negative regulation of gene expression. The transcript is spliced from 25 exons. Gene Ontology annotation, molecular function: transcription corepressor activity; NAD+ poly-ADP-ribosyltransferase activity. The coding region runs from base 51 to 5912 and encodes 1953 amino acids. The record is from RefSeq and is a predicted model, not a curated record. Gene Ontology annotation, cellular component: cytoplasm; nucleus. NCBI's taxonomy places the organism in Eukaryota, Metazoa, Chordata, Actinopteri, Labriformes, Labridae.
CGCUGCCUGUUUGGAUUCAGUCUGUCGGUGAGCUCGUACCGGACAGGAUCAUGGAGGAGACCGAGGAGUGUGUGCCGGUGAUCGUGGAGGGGGUCUGGAGUGCGGCUCAGACUAAAACCGUGAGGAACAAACUGCAGCUUUACUUCCACAGUAAGAAGAAGUCCGGCGGAGGAGAGUGCCGGGUGGAGGCGGAGGAAGGAGCCCCGCGAGCGGCAGUUUACUUCAGAGGAGAGGACGUGAGAGAGAGAGUCCUCGCUCGUAAAAACCAUGAAAUCACUGUGGACAAUCAAGCUGUGACGUUACGUCUGAGCUCUGCACCGAGUCCAGCGGAUGACGCUGAUGUCUCAGAUUCAGCGACAGAUUCAAAGAUGCCAGAAUCAGAAGUUGAGACUGGAGAUGGAGCUUCUGCAGAGAAACAAGAUGAGUCCAUUCAGAGCUUCUCUGUGGUUUUGGACAAUGUUGGAUCCAACAUGUCUAGAGAUCUGCUGCUGAUGCUGGUGGAGACCAUCUCAGGUUUGGACGACAGUUUUUACAGUCUGGAGAUUAUCCUGGAGAGCAACAGAGCUGUGGUCACCUUUAAAAGCCCCACAGAUGUGGAGAAGUUUCUCACUGUGAGUCAGACCAGCCAGAAGCUGAAGAAACACAAACUGACCGCCUGGAAGUUAGAGGAAACAAAGAGCGUCCGAGUGGAGAGUCUUCCUUCUGCUGUGGUUGAAGACCUGUUGGAGCUGUUCUUUGAGAAGAACUGGGCUCUGCCAGAGAACAUCACCAUGGUCCCAGAUGAAGAGGCUGCCAUUGUCACUUUCGUUGACCCCAAAGUUGUGAAAAACAUUUGCAUCAAACAAGACUACAUGAUUGGAUCCACUCCUGUCAAGGUGUAUCCAUACUACGAGUCCCUUGGCACCGCCCUUUAUGGAAAAGAACGACCAACAUGGAAGAUGCCUGAGCCUUUCACAGAGGGUGUUCAUCCCGUCAUCUGGAAGUUUCUCCAGAUGAAGAAACUGUCUAACGAAAUCAACGACCUGAUGCGUCCAUACUUCUGCAGCGUGAACAUGGAAAACCCUGAAGUGAAGCUAAGCCCUAUCCCAAAUUUUUUGAGGCAGAAAGGUCUAACCACCCAACAAGUCGAUAUGUGGAAGAGCACUGCUCAAGACACCUUCCGUCAGCACAUGUCUCAGUACACUGCAUUUGAAUGUACAACAAACAGACCUGCAUGGAAAGCUGCAGAGAAAGAUGUCCGUUCCGUCGUCAGGAAAGAUGCCCACCUUGUUUUGGAUGCAUCCAGGGGGGUUUUGACCGUGGCAGGGAAAGCUGACAAUGUAAAAACAUUCAGGGUGUCUGUGGAGAACAUCGUUAGUAAAGCCUUGAGUCAGAUUGAACGGCAGACAAAUGGAGUCUCUGAAGUAAUGGACUUGUCCCCUGCACUUUUCUACAUCCUGCAGCAGGAAGGAAUUCAGAAAGCUACACAGGACAUUUCCCCUGAGAUGAACCUGUCCUAUGAUAAAAAAUCCCAGAAGUUAACCAUUACAGGGUUCUCUGCAGAGGUUUCCAAGACUAAGUCAUGGAUCUUGGCGCGAAAUGUGGGUAGGAGUAAAAAACAGAUAGAACUUCAUUCAGGUCUUUUAGACUUUCUCAAGACCGUGGAUCCCAUGGACAUGUCACACCAUCUGUUCACAUCCCAUGGCAUCAGUGCCAUCUUUGGUGUUGAAAGAAAGGGGGUUUUGCUGUUGGGGAGUUCUGAGGGUGCUCUUGCUGAUGCAGAGAGAAAGAUAAAUGCAAGUUUAACAGUCAUGAUGCUGGAUGUGGAGGACCAGGCAGUUCUGAAUCUUCCCAAGUGGGUUGAUCUAAACCGACAGCUUUUGGACACUUACAACUCUUCAAAGAAGAAAACAGUGUCCAUCCAGAUCUACCCUGGAAGACAAGAUCAAAUAACGGUGGCAGGCUUCCUGAAUCCAGUGAAAGAGGUCAGUCAUAAUCUGAGUGAAUUCAUUAAGUGCUACUCCCGAAUUGAAGAAAGAAUUCGUUUGCGGUCUGCUGUCGUUGAGUUCAUUGACAAGAAAAAAACACUAGAAUGGUCCAGCAUUGCAAAAGACAAUGAUGUGAAAGUGAAUUUGGAUUCACUAAGGCAAAGAAUCUAUAUCACUGGGGCUCGUCUCCAUGUCCAGAAAGCCAAAUCCUGCCUUGAGGAACUGACCAGUUCUCUCUUUAGUGACAACCUGAGAAUGAAUAAGCCUGGAGCAAAGAAGUAUUUCCAAUCUCAAGAAAACUGGUUUCAGGUUAGUAUAAUGUCAGAGUUCAGUUGUGUGGUGAUGCUUCGUCCAGAGAAUCAAGAGGAAGAGGAGGAAGAGAACUAUGAGGAUGAAAAUGGCUUUAUUUACUGCAAAGUGAAGACUGCCGGUGGAGUCCUGGUGUCUGUAAGCAAAGCAGACAUUUGUCAUUUUGGAGUCGACGUGGUGGUUAAUGCAGCUAAUGAGGAAUUGCAGCACAUUGGCGGCCUGGCUCUGGCGAUGCUCAAAGCUGCAGGACCAGAGCUGCAGAAAAUCAGCAACAACUAUGUCUCCAAAAAUGGAAAACUACGUCCCAGUGAUGCCAUCGUAACAAGUGCUUGUAACCUACCUUGCAAGUACAUCGUACAUGCAGUUGGUCCUCGGUUCUCUGACUACAACAAGAAGACCGCAGUCUCCCAUCUGAAGCUUGCAGUUAGAGAAAGUCUGAGAAAAGCAGUAAGCGUGAACUGCUCCACCGUUGCGCUACCAGCCAUUAGCUCAGGUGUGUUUGGCUUUCCUGUUGACCUCUGCGCUGAGACCAUAGCUGAGGCAGUGCGGGAAUACUGCGACAGUCCAGAAAGCCGAGGAUCAUUGACUGAGAUUCACUUGGUAGACAACAAUGAUAACACUGUGAGGGUCCUGGCAGCAGCUUUCAACAAAGAGUUCAGUGAUCUUGGACCAACUAUGACUAUACCACCGCAGUCAGGAGGACAAAGUUCAAGGGCUUCAGGCAGGUAUCAACGGGGCAGAGGUCGAGGUGGACAAUGGCAGUCACCAAGGGGCCAUCAGUUUAAUGAAAAAGGAGGACGAGGAUAUCAAGGAGGAGGACGAGGAUAUCAAGGAGGAGAACGAGGAUAUAAAGGACGAGGACAAGGAUAUCGAGGACGAGGAGCUCAAGGAGGAGGACGAGGAUAUCGAGGAGGACGAGGAUAUCAAGGAGGAGGACAAGGAUAUCGAGGACGAGGACAAGGACAAGGAUAUCAAACAGAAGUAGGAUAUCAAGGAGGAGGAGAACGAGGAUAUCAAGGAGAAGAAGAAGGAUAUCUAGGAGGAGAAAAAGGAUAUCAAGGAGGAGGAAGAGGAGCUGGUGAGACAGGAGCUGGAUCUGAGUGGAGUCUGCAAAGUAACAGGGGUGGUCAGAGCCCCAGGGGACACGGCAAUCAUGGAGGGCCUGGGAGGAUGGAGCAGACCACAAAUGAAGGUCUGAAGAUUGCUCUCUUGGAGGGAAACAUUCAGGACCAGACUACUCACGUCAUCGUCAACACCAUCGCAGAGAACAUGAACCUGACACAGGGCGCUGUUUCCAAAGCCAUCCUGCUCUCAGCCGGGCCCGGCCUGCAGGCGGCUGUUAAGUCUGAAGCUGGCGUGUCCAUCCUGCAGUACGGAGACGUCAUCAUCACCGACAGCUUCAACCUCAUGUGUCGUAGGGUCUUUCAUGUGGUUUGCCCUGGAUGGGACAAUGGAGGCGGCCAGGCAGAGGAGACAUUGAUAACAAUCAUCAGAUAUUGUCUGGUGGAGGCUGAGAAACUCAAGAUGACAUCGCUGUCCUUCCCGGCCAUCGGUAUGGGAAAUCUAAGCUUCCCCAAAGACGUGGUUUCCAGAGUCCUGCUGAAGGAGAUCCACAAUUUCAGCAGCAGCAUAUCUCCUCGCCAUAUGAGAGAGGUGGCCAUCGUUGUCCACCCGAGUGACAGACAAACUGUGGAUUGUUUCACCAGAGACUUUAAAGGUCAGACAGGUCAGAGAAACUUCCAACAUGAAGCCCCGGAGUUCAGCCAUCCAGCGGGGCAAUCAUUCCGCCAAUCACAGCAGUCUUCAGCCUCCUUCGGUCAGGUGGGGUCCCCAUCUCUAGGCGUGUACCAGAUGCAGAUGGGCACUCUGACCCUCGAGGUAUCGUCUGGAGACAUCACCAAGGAGACGUGUGAUGUCAUCAUCAACGCCUCCAAUCAAACAUUUAACCUUCAAUCAGGAGUGUCCAAGGCGAUCUUAGACAGCGCUGGAAUGAGUGUUCAGAUGGAGUGCGCACAAAUAGUGAGUUCUCCUGGUUACCAACCUAGUUCAAUGAUCGUGACGUCAGCCGGGCAGCUGCCGAGCAGAAACAUCAUCCACAUCGUUGGGCUGAGCGAUCCCGUGAAGAUCAAAGAAAUGGUUUACUCAGUGCUCAAGAUCUGCGAGGAAAACAAGUUCAAGUCUGUCGCCUUCCCGGCCCUGGGAACAGGUCAGGGAGGAGCCAACCCGUCGUUGGUGGCUGAUGCCAUGGUGGACGCGGUGGUCGACUUUGUGAGAAACAAACGCCCGAAGUCAGUUCAGAGCGUGAAGAUCCUGAUCUUCCAGACAUUCAUGGUGAUGGAGUUUCACAAGUGCAUGAAGAAGAGAGAGGGAGAGGGAGUGGAGGAGAACAAAGGUAUCCACAAGUUUUUGAACACUUUCACUUCGCUGUUUGCUGGACCAGUGGACAAGCGGACCAGGCCUGGUAACUUGGAUCUGGAGACGGAGGAGUUUGAACCUACAGAGUUUGAGCUCUGUGCUGACGACAAAAUGGCUUUGGUUCUGGCUAAGACAAGGAUUGAGAAGCUGAUUUUGGAUGAGCAGGCAGAGAAAACCAUCCAAGACCAGUACAUCAGUCAACUGUCGCAGGAAGACAUGGAUAAGCUGAAGGACCUGCAGAGGAACCUGACUGUGAGCAUCCGUCUGGACAAAGGGCAGGAGGACAAGGAGCCAAAAAUCCACCUGGAGGGUUUGACCAGGGACGUCUCCACCGCUGAGUCUACAAUCAGGGAAAUCAUACAGAGGGUGGAAAGGCAGGAGAACUUAAGAAGUAAGGCCAAACUGGUGAGUUCUCUCGUAGAGUGGCAGUUUCAACACCCCAACGGGAAUAAUGUACCCUUCGACAUUUUCACCAACCUCAAACUGGAGGAGGCUCUGGAGAAAAAAGAAAAACUUGUGAACAUCAAGAUCAACAAUGAAAACUACAAGGCUGAUGUCAACUUUAGCAGAGCAGUUUCAGCAAAUGGACAUAAAAUGGUGGAGCUACUCAGAAAAGACUUGAAAAGCGAUGCUCCUCUGCCGUCAAAUUGGGAAGACAUGAAAGGCGACCUCAUCAAGCUGUUUGCUCUGACUGCAGGAAGCAAGGAAUACAAGGAUGUGGAGACGGAAGUAACAAAGACUGGUCUUACGAUAACCAUCAUCAGUAUUGAACGAGUCCAAAGUCCGACACUGUGGCAGAGCUACCAACUGAAGAUGAAACAUAUGGAGCAGAAGAACAAUCACACAAACAACGAGAGGCAACUUUUUCAUGGUACAGGAGCCGACUCCAUCGAUCUCAUCAACAAAGAUGGCUUCAACCGCAGCCACGCAGGAAAACAUGCUGCGAUGUAUGGCAACGGCACAUACUUCGCUGUGGAUCCAUGCUACUCAGCACAAGGCUACGCUACGCCGGACACUCAAGGGCAUAAGCGCAUGUACCUGGCCCAGGUCCUGGUCGGAGACUUUACCCAGGGAGUAAAUGGCAUGCUAACCCCACCCCCCAAGAGUGGGAAUACUUCAGAUCUGUAUGACAGCGUUACUGAUAACAAAUCCUCUCCAUCCAUGUUCAUUGUGUUCAACGACACGCAUGCAUACCCCGAAUAUCUUAUCACAUUUACAUAAACUACUACGAUCCUUUACAGCAACAGCUCUGAGAAAAAUGCACCUUUGUCUAAAGUGUUCCAGUUUCACGAGCGCUCAACACAAAAAUGUAUACGGAGAAGUUAAAUGUUUUACAUUGUAAUUACUGUUUUUAUGUUGUCUUCGAUGUAUUGUCCAUGCAGCGAUUUCCCAGCAUCCUAGACAAAUUUCUCCCUAGGGAGACGAAUAAAGAAACCUUACUUACUACGUACUCGAAAUCGGUCUCUAGACCACUUCUUGAAGGUCUAGUCUCGGAAUUGAAAGCAUUUUCACUCUGUCUUGUCUCAGCCUCAGACUGGGUGGACUCCAGAUUUUAAAUCAAGACCGGUCAAGACCACCACUGAGAGGCUAUUUUCCCACAUCAUUACUGUGAUUAGAAGAAAAACGUCUCUUUCUAAAAUAAAUUAAUAACUUCAAUUCAUUUGUAGUUUGAUUUUUUUUCCCACCUGGUUACGGCCGUAACCUUCAAGGUGUUGAAGACUAAAUGAGUGACACGCCUGCUGCACACAAGAUGAUAAUCUUUCAGUGAUAUUUAUGGUCUCGGCCUCGCCCUGCCUUGGUCUUGACUCACUCUCGAUCCCUAAAGGUCUUGGUCUGGACUCGAUCUCGGAGCACUCUGGUCUUGGGUAUACAUCCUGUUAGUGUGGUCUUGACUAAAACAAUAUUAUCAGUACAUAGAUAAUUGGCCUAUAAACGGAUCCAAUGGUGAAAUCUUUAAACUACCUUUUGUAAUGAUCGUCUAAAAAAAAUGAAAUUCAGUUGAAUACUUCGCAGGAUAAGGAUUAAUCAUAUUUUCAAAAUGUUUACUGAUAUACUUCUCUCAAGGGCUCCAUUGAUAUUUCUAAGCUUUCUGUGAUAUUCUGUAUUAAAUACUUAAUAUUUCCAAGGGGCA